This is a messenger RNA of Hymenoscyphus albidus, 1849 nucleotides long. NCBI's taxonomy places the organism in Eukaryota, Fungi, Ascomycota, Leotiomycetes, Helotiales, Helotiaceae. The record is from the annotation of a GenBank genome assembly.
AGGAGUAGUUAUGUCGGAAGGGCUUGGAAAAUUACAAAAGAUCCGAAGGUUCAGUAAAAAAGACCUGUAAGAACAUAUUCCAAAUCAGCCACUUGAAAACAAGUUCUAACUAAAAUGUUUGUGACUUAACAUGAUUGGCAGGGAAACGCUAGAACGCUGUGAGAACCGCCAGAGCGAAUUCAGGUCUAAGACGGCGGAGAAAUUUACCAAAUCAGAGCAGUCGGCUUUGAAUGUAGACAGCAAAGAGGCAUUCGAGAUAUUCUGGAAAGAUGCCUUGAGUAACAAACGCGGAUUCGACGUCAAGCGCGAGCACGGACGGAGAAGAGCCGGAAAGAAGGUCACCUCUUUAUCAUCAUCCGCGUACGACAUUAUACAGAAUUUUGGUUCUUUAGUAAAUAUUAUCAAGGACUUCGGUGCGCCGUUUGGCGGAAUGGCAAUCGGUACUAUUUGCUUUCUCCUUACUGUAUGAUAUCCGCCUCGAAAAUAUAACUUGAAUCGACAAAGCAGCUAAGCUUUUUAAACAGAUCGCCAAAAACCGAACCAAGAUGGAAAUCCAAAUCAAUGAUACUUUACUUCAAAUACGAGAUCGACUCCCGGGCGUAAAGAUGUACCAACAAAUCUAUGAUGACGACACGGAGCUCGGUCAGCAUUUGCAAUCCAAAAUCGUGGAUGCCUAUGAUAGCUUUAUUCUGUUCUGCGUUGAAGCGUCAGAAUUCUAUUCAAUGAGAGCCAUAAGUAAGUAUCUGACUUCAUCUGCGUCCCACAUCCAAGCCCACCGUUAUACUGAUCUAUGAGAUAGACCGCUGGAUAAAUUCAUUCGGGAAUAAUACAGACCUCGAUGACAAGGUGACGAGUGUUCAGAAUGCCAUCGUAGAUGUGAGACGAGUUUCUGAAGAGCUCCUCAACCGUACUGUGACCGAAGUGAAGAGAAUCAACCUCGGUAGGAUUUCCUCUCUUUUCUUCCAAUCGAGUCACACUUGAUCCACGUGAGACUGACAGUCGCAAACCAGAAUUGCUAGAAGGUCGAGAUCAAGAGAGACUAGAGAAGAUCCGGGUCGAUCUUAGACUAGAAGUAUACUCGCCCGAGGCUCAUCAAGCCCGGCUGAAGAGGCACAAAAGUGAUCUCGAGGCUGAGUUCGGGUCAAAUUAUGAAUUUGAGUCACCGCUAUACAAGAUUGUAGAGAACGAUGCAAAGUUCCAGGCGUGGCGCAGUAGCAAAAUUUCACGCUUGCUACUUCUCUCUGGCCGCAACUCAGUCUAUGACGCCCCUCACUGUUGGGUCUCUCCUGUAGCGCUCGACAUGAUCAAAUUCUUGACAGAUCCAGCAUCCAAAAAGGACUCAGACUUUUGUGUAUUCUACAUUUUCGGUCUGUGUGAUGAGCAUGAGCCAUUCACCAAUGUACUUGCAUUCUUUAUUCACCAACUGCUUCGCCAAAAUAAGCGAUCGGUACACCAUACAGAUCUUUUCGAAGAACUGAACGCGGACUUGAACGCCUAUGUGCAGGAUGCUGCGGGAAAAGAAAGCCGUGGCCCCGAAGAGCAUCUUCAGGCCAUAUUGCUGCGGGUUAUUAAUUCAUUUGAAGUGGGUCAAACAAUAUGGUGCAUUCUCGACCGCGUGGACAAGUGUCAGACAUCUGAUGAGAGAAAGCUAUGGAGGCAUCGCAGGGCAAUAUUGAAAGUGCUAAGUCAUGUCGUAGCGAGGUCGACGAUCAGGCUAAUGGUUCUCGCUGUGAUUAAUACCAGCGACUGGGAUGUCGAGAACUUUGUGUCUGAGAUUCAAGGAGAGCAGUCUAGGGAGGAAGUGACGUUGCUGACAUAUGAUGAGGAAGAAGCUUUAUAUCAGUCCUAG